Molecule: messenger RNA, 843 nt
Organism: Fonsecaea multimorphosa CBS 102226
Lineage: Eukaryota; Fungi; Ascomycota; Eurotiomycetes; Chaetothyriales; Herpotrichiellaceae
Exons: 3
Coding region: 1-843 (280 amino acids)
Source: RefSeq, a predicted model, not a curated record
AUGAGGAGAAUCGAAGAGCAAUUAACACAAUGGCACGAUACCAUCCCGGCCUUCAAGACUCCAGACCCCUUCAGAUCGACACAGACAAUCCCUUGUCACUCCACCUUUCAGAAUGUCAUCUUCCACUCUCUCUAUAACACUGCUAUCUUCGCUCUUGAGAGGCGACUUGUCGAGCCCAUAAUCUGCGAGAGAGGAGGGUACGCCAAACUUCAGGCUCGUCGAAAGGGAACCCAGGAAGCCCUAAGGGAGAUCGACAGGAGAAUCGGAGUGUUCUUGGAUGCCACCAGGCAGUCGCUGCAACUUACACAACACAUCCACGUGGAUACGUCUACACCAAGCUGCUUGGCUAUCCAUCAGCCAUCGGCUGCCUUGGUGACCCUCUUCGCAUAUGUGAUGGCCAAUUCACUCUCGCGCUCCGCGCACGAUGACAUUGCUUUGAUAGACAUUGCAGCCGCAUACUUCCAGAACAUGAAACUCUUCUUGCCCGCGGAAGCAGCGUUCGAUGCAUACGCCGAGCUUUCACAGCUAGCCAGACAGGCGGUGCAGAAUGCAGAGCUAGGAAAUGGAUUUGUUCAGGACGCUCCCGAGAACAAGACCGAAAGCGGUGAGAUGAUCAAACCCCCCGAGCGUCAGAAGGACCUCGACCAAAGCGGAGCUCCAGCAGCUGAGAAAUCUUCUAACACCUUGCCAUCUGGGUUGUCCUUGGGCGACUCUGAAGUUUAUCAGGACGACGCGGUAGAUUGGACCCAGUGGAUGGUGGAAAAUGGGCUUGCUUCAUCCUCUGCUGUAACUCGGGCUUCCAACCCCACAGAUGCUGUCGGUCACUUAGAAUCCCAUUCGUGA